UCUAUCCACUCCCCUCUCUCCCUCUCUAUUCUCUCUCCCCCUCUGUUUUCCUCCCCCCACUAUCUCUCGUUCUUUCUCGUUGGAGAUGAGUAGUGAAAGUACAUUUCACCUUAAGAAACUUCCAGCAUGAGUUUCGAACCUUAACGCUUAACUUAAUGGAACUUCAAGCAUGAGGAUCUAACCUUAACCCUUACUUUAAAGGAAUUUCCUGCACGAGGAUCUUAACUUUACUCUUACUUUAAAGGACCUCAAGCUUGAGGAUCAGACCUUAUCCCUAACCUUUGCACUAGGAUCUAACCUUCACUGUACUUCAUGUAGAAGAACUGAUUGGACCUGGAGCAUCAUAAUAAGAAGAAAGCCUUAUGUACCGAUAAGGAUGCGUUCUCCUCGAUGGUUGCUAGGUGUGUGGCUUUGGUGGCUAUGCAUAGGAAAUGCGCGGACAGCAACUUUCAAGCUGGCGCUGAUUGGUCCGUGGUCAUGUGACCCCCUGUUCUCCAGAGCGAUGCCUGCCACAGCAGCGAACCUGGCGUUGUCAUGGAUACACAGAGAUGUUGGACUCAGUAAAGGCUACUGGUACGACGUGGUACUUCUUGAGGAGGACUGCUCUGCCUCUAAAGCGGUGACUCAGCUGGUCGAAAUGGAGGGAUAUGGCCACGCCUACAUUGGACCCUUUAAUCCCGCCCUUUGUCAUGCUGCCACUCUAAUGGCCCAGCACUGGGAGGCGGGGCUUGCUUCUCCAGGCUGUCUCAAUUCUGAAUGGCCAAGCCUUCCACCCAUCACCCCUACCAGUCAAGUCCUGUUCGCUGUUUUGAGAUUCUUCCGCUGGGCCCAUGUGGGUGUGAUCUCUGCUCCGACUGACCUAUGGGAAGGCACCGGGCAGGAAGUGGCCUCGGCUCUCAGAGCUCUUGGCAUUCCAGUUGGUCCAGUUGUUACCAUGGGAACAAAAGAGGAAGGACCUAAAGAAGCCCUGAAAGCCAUCAGAGAAGCUGACCAGGUCAAAGUGGUCAUCUUGUGCAUGAGCUCUGCUCUCAUUGGUGGAGAAGAACAAAGAGAUCUCCUAUUGGCUGCCUUGGACAUGGGGAUGGUGUCGGAUGGCUACGUGUUCAUUCCUUAUGAUGCCCUACUGUAUGCCAUGCCUUACCAGGAUACAGCAUUCCCUUUACUGGCCAACAGCUCGAGACUCCGUCAUGCUUACAGCGCGGUGUUGACCGUAACCAUGGCGUCAGACCAAAGCUUCUAUGAUGCGUUCCGAAGCGCUCAACAGAGCCGGGAAAUACGAUCGGUUGUGGCCGCAACAGAGGUCUCGCCUCUCUUUGGAUCCAUCGUCAACAUGGUGUACUUCGUUGCUAAGGCAGUGGAGGAGCGUCGUCAAGCAGGGGGAGGGGCAUGGGUGACGGGCAAUCAGCUUGCUCAAUCAGAAGGAGGUUUUGAGUUCCGUGGUUUCAAUCAGAAGCUGUAUGGGCGCCCAAGCAGUGGAGGGCUUCAGUCCAGCUAUGUGGUGUUGGACAUUGACGGAGACAGACUGGUCCCCACCCAUGUUUUGGAACCCACACAGAUACACAAGUUUGGAGUACUCAGACCCUUGGCGCGCUCUUUUAGCUUUCCUGGCGGAAAACCCCCCUCUGCAAGAUUCUGUUGGUUCAGUCCAGAUCAGACCUGCGCUGGAGGUGUAGAGAAGGCGGUUCCCGUCUCCCUCUUCCUGGUGAUAUGCAUGGGGAUUGCUGCUGUUGUUUACAGGAACAAGAGAUUUCUCAGCAGCAAUGAAGUCAUUCUAACUAUGGAUGACAUCAUCUUUAUUGACACGCACACCGGCGAAAAGAAACUGAACGAAGGGUCCACGAUGAGUGUCGGCGGGGUCAGGAGUCCCAUGAGAUCCAUUACAAGAAGUUACAUUCAGUCCACGCCAGAGACUACAAAUAUAGGACUACUGGAGGGCGAUUGGGUAUGGUUGAAGAGGAUACCAGAAGGACGGGAGAUGACAGCUGUCAAUCAAUCAACCAAGAAUCUGUUCAGUUCUUUCAGGGAGAUGAGACAUGAGAAUCUCAGCGUCUAUGUUGGACUCUUCCUGGACUCUGGGAUCUUUGCCAUGGUUACAGAGCACUGUCCACGCGGGAGUUUGGCCGACCUGUUAGCGGACAGCAGCAUGAGACUGGACUGGAUGUUCAAGUCCUCCCUUCUCACGGACCUCAUCAAGGGGAUGAAGUAUCUUCACAUGCACAGGCUGACCCAUGGACGUCUCAAGUCGAGGAACUGUGUGGUGGACGAACGAUUCGUCCUCAAGGUCUCUGACUACGGCCUUCCCAUGGUGCUUCACUCUCAGAACCUUGAUCCAGCCAAGGGAACAGAAGAUCUGCUGUGGACUGCUCCAGAACUUCUCAGGCAGCCUGUACGAGGAGGAACCUAUGCUGCUGACGUCUUCAGCUUCUCCAUCAUCAUCCAGGAAGUGGUCUCACGAACACUGCCCUACGCCAUGCUGGACAUGCCCGACCAUGAGAUAGUGGAGCGGCUGAGAAACCCCCCUCCUCUCUGCAGGCCACUGUUCUGUAUGGACAUAGCUCCCGCAGAGUGUCUGUCUCUCAUGACCCAGUGCUGGGAUGAAGAUCCCGGCAAAAGGCCCACCUUCCACUGCAUAUUGAGACAGUUUCGUGGCAUUCAUCAGGGCAAGAAACCCCACAUCAUAGACUCCAUGUUGCGCAUGCUGGAGCAGUACAGUUCCAACCUAGAGGACUUGAUCAAAGAGAGGACGGAUGAACUGGAGAUAGAGAGAAAAAAGACUGACAAGCUCAUCAGCCAGCUCUUGCCUGAAUCCGUAGCCCGGUCACUGAAGUUAGGAAAUCCGGUUGAACCAGAACAUUAUGCAGACUCAACUCUCUACUUCAGUGACAUCGUUGGCUUCACCACAAUAUCCGCCCUGAGCGAACCUAUCGAGGUGGUUGACCUACUAAAUGACCUUUAUACACUGUUUGAUGCCAUCAUUGCUUCUCAUGAUGUUUACAAGGUGGAGACCAUAGGAGAUGCCUACAUGGUGGCGUCAGGCGUCCCCAACAGAAACGGGACUCGCCACGCUGCGGAAGUCUCCAACAUGUCCCUGGACAUCCUGCAUUGCAUCGGAGCCUUUAAGAUCAAACACAUGCCAGAGAUCAAAGUGAAGAUACGCAUCGGAUUGCACUCUGGUCCGGUGGUGGCAGGGGUGGUUGGUCACACCAUGCCCCGAUACUGUCUGUUUGGGGACACGGUCACCCAAGCGUCUCACCUGGAAGCCACUGGACUCCCCUACCGAAUCCACAUCAGUCUCUGUACGAUGAAGAUUCUGGCCAGUCUCAAAAUGGGAUACAAGAUGGAAACACGGCCAUCAAAGGUAAAGGGAGCCGAGGAUACCUUCUGGCUGGGUGGCAGAGACGGGUUCACCAAACCCUUACCUGUACCUCCUGACCUGACUGGAGGGGCCAGUAACCAUGGCAUCAGCCUGGACGAGAUUCCACCAGACAGGAGACAACGCUUCCUGGACAGACAGAAUAAAAACAAGAUGAAAAAAUAAACGGGGGUAGAUAGUCCUUUGGCGGCCAUCAAAUCCUCUUCACAUAGCAGUCUUAUGUUAUGAAGCCUUAGUGCCCAGACACUAACCACUUACCACCCCUCGAUGUGCAGUAUGAACCCUGACCAACCAUCCCUACCUCAAUGACAGGUAGGAACCCUGACCUUAACCACCCCUCUCUGAAUUACCAGUAUGAACCUGGACUAACCAACCCUAUCUCAAUGACCAGUAUGAACCCUGACCCUCUUACUGGCUUACGUCAAUGAGCGGUAUGGACUCUGACCCUCUUACUUACCCUGACCGGUAUGAUGACAGGUAUGAACCCUGUAACCAGGUCAUUUCUUUACGUGCUGGAAUUUUCAUAACUUGCAACAAACUUUUCUAUGAAGAUGUAUAAUCAGCAUUCAAGACGAAAUGCUUUGCAGAAAUACAGAUUGUAUAAAGUGAAACCGGACCUUAUCAGAUCCUAUGCUGUUUGUUAUACCUUGUUUGGAAAAAUAAAUCCUUUCAAGAAGUA
Molecule: messenger RNA, 4052 nt
Organism: Gadus morhua (Atlantic cod)
Lineage: Eukaryota; Metazoa; Chordata; Actinopteri; Gadiformes; Gadidae
Product: guanylyl cyclase GC-E
Exons: 24
Coding region: 377-3538 (1053 amino acids)
Biological process (GO): intracellular signal transduction; receptor guanylyl cyclase signaling pathway; protein phosphorylation
Cellular component (GO): plasma membrane
Molecular function (GO): protein kinase activity; guanylate cyclase activity; ATP binding
Source: RefSeq, a predicted model, not a curated record